GGUCUGGGCGCAUCUUGUUUCCCUCCGUCUGCGCGAGCUACGUGAUAGCCGGGGUCCUAUUCCGUGUUUGAGCAGGCAUGCCGCCUUCUUUCCCAAGCAUUAAGCAUUUCCCUGAAGCGCGAGGAAAACGAAUGUAAAUGCCCGGCUGCUAUCAGCCCUUGAGUUCAAUUGGGGUUGAAUGGACGUCAUGUAAACCUAAUUGCAAGAAGCUUUUAUUUAUGAUGCCACAGCAACCCGCUGUUUCAUUCCCGACAUUCAAACUCAAAAUGGGGAAAAUGGUUUUAAUUAUGUGCUUUAUUGCGAUGAUGUUGCUUGAAGUGUCCUACUCCGCUCAGGGGAGGUACGCUCAGCUGUUGCUCACCGACCUGAUGGAGAACUACUCUAAAGCCCUUCGACCGGUGGAGGACACAGACAAAGCCCUGAACGUCACUUUACAGAUCACUCUCUCCCAGAUCAAAGACAUGCAGGACGAGAGGAACCAGGUACUGAUCGCGUACCUGUGGAUCCGUCAGACGUGGCACGACGCCUACCUGAGGUGGGACAAGGAGGACUAUGACGGCCUGGAGGUCAUCCGGAUCCCCAGCAGCCUCGUGUGGAGGCCUGACCUCGUCCUCUACAACAAGGCCGAUGAUGACUUCUCGGGGCCUGUGGACACCAAUGUGGUGCUGAGGUACAACGGGGAGAUUACAUGGGACGCCCCGGCCAUCACCAAGAGCUCCUGUGUGGUGGACGUCUCCUACUUCCCUUUCGACAGCCAGGAGUGCAACCUAACAUUUGGCUCAUGGACUUACAAUGGCAACCAGGUUGACAUAGCCAUGGGCAUGGGCAGUGGGGACCUGUCUGACUUCGUGGAGAACGUGGAGUGGGAGUGCCACGGCAUGCCGGCCACCAAGAACGUCAUAAUGUACGGCUGCUGCUCCGACCCCUACCCCGACAUCACCUACACCGUCCUGCUCCAGCGCCGCUCCUCCUUCUACAUCUUCAACCUCCUCCUGCCCUGCUUCCUCAUCUCCUUCCUGGCCCCGCUGGGCUUCUACUUGCCGGCUGACUCCGGGGAGAAGGUGUCCCUGGGGGUCACUGUGCUUCUGGCCCUGACCGUGUUCCAGCUCAUGGUGGCUGAGAGCAUGCCGCCGUCGGAGAGCGUGCCGCUAAUCGGAAAGUACUACAUCGCUACCAUGACAAUGAUCACAGCCUCCACAGCUCUUACCAUCUUCAUCAUGAACAUCCAUUUCUGUGGUGCCGAGGCCAAGCCCGUCCCACAGUGGGCCAAAGUUCUCAUCAUCGACUACAUGUCCAAGAUCUUCUUCGUUUACGAAGUGGGAGAGAACUGUGCUACUGCCACCGCCUCCACUUCCGCCUCUUCUUCUUCCUCACACUUUGGUCAGGAUGACUUCAACCAGACAAAUGCCAGCCCCCACCAUCAAUGGGCCAAUGGGAAACCGGGGGGGCACAGUGAGCGAGAUUACCAGUGCUGCCACAAACAACCCAGACCCCAAACCCCUGGGCCCAAACGCCACCCAAAGCCCCAACCCCAUCGUCACAUCACCGGCGAUGAGAAGAACCAUCAGUCCAAGUGUGAGGGUUUUGAGUCUAAGAAGGACGUUCCCCUGGGAGACUGCAGUAAGGAGGCCCUUUCAUGCUCUCCAGAAGAUGAAAAGGCAGCUAUGGUUGCUGCCACAAUGGCCUCAGUGACCUUUGGCCACUGUGUGUUCUGUAGUCACGGCAGGAGCUUACUUGGGGUGGAGUCCAAGCUGGUGCAGAACGUGGAGUACAUCGCCAACUGUUUCCGGGAGCAGAGGGCCACCUGUGCCAAGGUGGCAGAGUGGAAGAGGGUUGCCAAGGAAGAAGUCUUCCUCUUCACGGAGCUCAUCCUGAGGCAAGAUGUGCCUGACAGUGAAAUCUCUCACUUUAGGAUGCUGGGAAAGCCAGUCUCUGGUCCUGUUAGAGGACGGUGAGCCCUGGGGGGCCAAUACACCAUAUAAUCACCCCCAGAGCCAUGUAGGAGUGGCAUGAGUUGGAAAUGUCAUUUGCACAGACAGGAGAGAGGCUGGAUAUAGAUCAUUGGGGAUAUUGUCAGAGUAUUUCAGUGGUGGACAGGGUGGGGGAAUCCAUCCUCACCUGUCCAACAAUUAACUCAAAUAUGUCAUUUUUACUGUGAAAGCUAAGUUGAUGUUGUAACAGUAAAAAAAAAACUCCAGGAUAUGGUCAAGCAACAGUUGAAAUGCAACCAGUCACAUCACAAUGCAAAAAUACUGAGAAUUUCCUUCUGUUUAUAUAAACUUUCAUACACUUGAAUAAAAUGUUUUGUUGCUAUUCGUCAUAAAAUGUGUUUGUAUCUGAUACCUUAAUCCCCUGAACUGGCAAGAUGAAUAAUUUCAGGUUUUAUCACAGUGAUUCUGUCCCAGUCAUUCAGUCCCAGUUAACUUACCAUUUGCAUUUGAAGGAUGAUCUGUGAUAUCAGCACUAUUAUAUUAUUGUUAUAUACCAGACUUAAUCACACCACCAUACCUAGAAAACAUACCCGAUUAAACUAAUUGCAUUCUAAACUGAAGAUCACGGUUGGUUGAUUAUUGGAAGGUGUGCUAGCUGGAUCUGGUGAUCAAGGUUGACACU
This is a messenger RNA of Esox lucius (northern pike), 2613 nucleotides long. RefSeq names its product neuronal acetylcholine receptor subunit alpha-9-II. The coding region runs from base 138 to 1955 and encodes 605 amino acids. Gene Ontology annotation, biological process: chemical synaptic transmission; signal transduction; monoatomic ion transmembrane transport. The transcript is spliced from 7 exons. Gene Ontology annotation, cellular component: synapse; postsynaptic membrane; neuron projection. The record is from RefSeq and is a predicted model, not a curated record. Gene Ontology annotation, molecular function: acetylcholine-gated monoatomic cation-selective channel activity; transmembrane signaling receptor activity. NCBI's taxonomy places the organism in Eukaryota, Metazoa, Chordata, Actinopteri, Esociformes, Esocidae.